AUGUCCGAUGAGAAGCCAACUGAAGACGAAGAGAGAGGGACAGUUCAAUCAGAGUCCAAUCUUUGGCCGAGAAAUCUUCAAGCAAGAUGCCGAAGGGAAAAGACGAUUGCGACGAGGCUCAACGACGGUGACGGCGAGGCUCAACGAUGGCGUCAGCGAGGCUCAACGACGGCGAUGCUCAACUACAGUAGUGGCGAAGCUUUGCACGGCGGCGACGAUGGCAGAAAAUCGAUUCGUGGGUUUAAAAGAGAAGAGGAGGAAUUAAAAAUCAAAAGCAAAAAAUAA
Messenger RNA from Linum trigynum, 285 nucleotides. The record is from the annotation of a GenBank genome assembly. Lineage: Eukaryota; Viridiplantae; Streptophyta; Magnoliopsida; Malpighiales; Linaceae.